UCUUAUCUAUGUCAGCUGGCCAUUUUUUUGGAUACUAUGUCUUAGUUUAUGAAUGGUAAAGCUGUCGUUACUCCGUUUGGACUUCACUAUUAAGUUGGCCCAAACAAGACAAACUUGAUUUUUAAAUAGUGAAUUUUUUUGUGGUCUGAUGUAACAGAAAUGGUAUAAUAUUCCGCAAACUUCAUUGCCACACACAAAACACCAAAGCUAUUGGACAAUUAUUGGAUUUAACUUGUAUGAUAUGAUAUACUAUAUGAUAAUUAUAGUACUACUCUCCUACCUUCUUAUUCGUCGAUUUAAGCAUUACUUGUUAUUUCCUUUGCUUCAAUUUGGACCGUUUCCCAUAAUCCUAUGACCAUAUAAAUUUACAACUCUGUCCACCAAAAUGUAACCCUGAAAGUUAUCAUUUGAACAUCAAAGAUUAAGAAACAAGAAUGGGCAAACUACACAUACUGAUGAUACCAUAUCCAGUACAAGGCCAUGUUAUCCCCUUUAUGCAGCUAGCUCAAUCCUUAGCCAAAUAUGGCUUCAAGAUCACUUUUGCCAUCUCAGAGUCCUCUCACAUGUGUAUACUAAAUUCUUUAUCAGGAAAAAAUAGUUUGCAUGAUCAGAUUCAUCUGAUUUCAGUUUUAGAUGAAUCAGAAUCAGGGGAUAAAAAUGUGCCUGGUAGCAUAUUUGAAGCAAUCUUUAAAGUCAUGCCUCGGAAAAUUGAGAAGUUAAUUCAAGAAAACAAUACAUCUGAGGUUGAUCAAAUUAGUUGUGUUAUUGCUGAUCUGUGCUUUGGAUGGGCUAUGGAACUUGCAGAAAAAAUGAGAAUUAAGAGAGCAACCUUCAUAACUGCUGCAGCUGCUAAUUUGUUACUGGGUUUUAACAUUCCAGAGUUGAUUGAUGAUGGCAUAAUUGACAAUGAUGGAACUCCAGCAAUAAAAGAUCGUAUGUUUCAGUUUGAACCAACUAUGCCUAUCAUGAACUCCUCAGAUUUAGUUUGGACAAGCAUGGGGAAUUUGACAAUGCAGAAACUCAUUUUUGACAUGAUGGUUCACAACAACAAAGCUAUGAAAUCAGCAGAUUGGCUGAUUUGCAACUCAACAUAUGAUCUUGAACCAGGAGCCUUCAAACUAGCACCAGAGAUUGUGCCUAUAGGUCCCCUUUUGUUUAGCAAUUAUCUCGAACUGAGCACGUUGCCUCCAGAAGCAGAACCCAGUAUUUCUUCUAAAGAAUCUCCUAAUUCACAGGCCGGAUCCUUCUUGCCCGAGGACUUUACUUGCCUAAACUGGCUUGAUCAACAACCAUUAUGCUCAGUUGUGUAUGUUGCCUUUGGGAGCACCACAAUAUUCAAUGAAGCUCAAUUUCAAGAAUUAUCUCUGGGGCUUGAACUAUCAAACAAACCGUUCUUAUGGGUUGUAAGAACUAAUGCUACAAAUGCUAAAAUUAAUAUUUUCUUGAAAAGUUUUGUGGACAGAAUAGGGAGGCAAAAAGGGAAAAUAGUGAGUUGGGCACCCCAACAAAAGGUUUUAAGUCAUCCUAGUGUAGGUUGUUUUGUUAGCCAUUGUGGUUGGAAUUCCACAAUAGAAGCAAUAAGCAAUGGAGUUCCAAUCUUGUGUUGGCCUUAUUUUGCUGACCAGUUUAUGAACAAGAGUUACAUUUGUGAUAUAUGGAAGGUUGGAUUAGGACUACAGAAAGUGGAUAAUGAGAUCAUUAGUUGUGGAGAAAUUAAGGAUAAAAUGGAGCACUUGCUAGGAAAUGAUGCAUUCAAGAAAAGAGCUUUGAAACUCAAGGAAAUGACUAUGAACUCAGUGAAAGAAGGUGGUAGGUCUCGCCAGAAUUUGAUAAAUUUCUUUGAAUGGAUUAAAUCAUCAUAAAGAAAUUGAAGAAAGAUUCAAUGUUUCUGCUUAAUUGUGUGGUGUGGUUUUUAUUAUGUUUUACCAAGUGUAUUCUGUUUUUGUAAUUUGUUUCUCAUUGGGGCAACAAAAAAGGCUACAAUGACUUUCAGCGGAUUGAAAUGAUUUUUCAAUAUCUUA
Molecule: messenger RNA, 2021 nt
Organism: Capsicum annuum
Lineage: Eukaryota; Viridiplantae; Streptophyta; Magnoliopsida; Solanales; Solanaceae
Product: UDP-glycosyltransferase 83A1
Exons: 2
Coding region: 435-1862 (475 amino acids)
Molecular function (GO): UDP-glycosyltransferase activity
Source: RefSeq, a predicted model, not a curated record